AUGGCUACUCCUUUUGUUAAAUCUUCAAACGCAAAAGUUUAUGACGAGUUGGAUUUUACCGACAGACGAGACUUUGAAGACUCAAACAAAGGUUUCAUCUGUACAGUAGAUGGUGGGAUCAUUGACCAAUAUUCUCAAAGUUCAAAGAAAUGUUUUGAUGUUCACCAAACCGAUUAUUUAGAGCAGAAAUGUCCCGAGACAGUACAUCCAGCUUUAUGGAGACAAGAACAAUUAGUCCGUAUGCAUGGGUUAUAUGAAAUCAUACCCAAUAAAGUGUAUCAAUUUAGAGGCUUUGAUAUUGCUAACAUGUCUUUUAUUCGAGGUGAGAAAGGCUGGAUAAUAAUUGAUACAUUAUGUUGCAACGAAAGUGCGGCGACUGGGUUAAAAUUAUUAAGAGAAAAAGUUGCAAAUCUUCCAGUGACGUGUAUUAUAUUGACACAUUCACAUGGCGACCACAUUCAUGGGAUGGACGGUGUAAUAGAAGACGAUACUUUAGUGAUUGUACCUAAAGAUCUCUUUAAAUUGACAAUUUCAGAAGCUUUACUAGCCGGUGUUGCAAUGGAAAGAAGAGCCGUUUAUAUGUUUGGACACAACUUAGAAAGAAACGAAAAGGGUUGGGUUGGGUGUGGACUUGGGACCACAUCUUCUACGGGUCAACUCUCAACUUUCAAUCCAAAACAUUUGAAUGAAAUUUGUGAGGAUCAAACUUUGACUAUUGAUGGUGUGGAAAUCGACUUUAUGUACACUCCAAACGCAGAAGCGCCAACAGAAAUGAUGAUGUACUUCCCACAAUUGAAAGCUGUGUGUACUGCCGAAGAAAUUAAUAGAACACAACACAAUUUGUAUACUCCAAGAGGCGCACAAGCAAGAAAUGGGAAAGACUGGGCGAAGUAUAUAGACAACAUCAUUGCUAAAUAUGCGGAUAAAUUGGAUUACUCUUUUGGAUCGCAUAAUUGGCCAACUUGGGGGAAUAAGAAUAUAGUGGAGUACUAUGAAAAGCAGAGAGACUUGUACAAAUACAUUCAUGACCAGACUUUGAGACAAGCCAAUUUGGGAACUACUAUAAACGAAUUGCCUGAAAAAGUCAUUCUCCCCAAAAGUCUUUCUUCAGUGUUUUACAACAGAGGAUAUUACGGUACAGUCUCUCAUAAUAGCAGAGCAGAGUACCAAUAUUAUUUAGGAUUUUAUGAUGGGAAUCCAGCUAAUUUGAACCCUUUGACUCCAAUUAAAUUGGGUGAAAAAUAUGUGGAAGCUAUUGGUGGAGAGGAGAAGUGCGUUGCACUUGCUAAAGACUCUUUUGAGAGUGGAGAGUACCAAUGGGCAAUCACUUUAUUAAACCACGUCGUGUUUAAAAAUCCGAAGAAUUUAGAAGCUCGAAAAUUGUUGGCCGAGGUGUAUAGACAAAGUGGAUAUAUGCAGGAGAGCGCAGUUUGGAGAAACAUCUAUCUUACAGGCGCACUUGAACUGGAAGAAGAUAAAAGCAAAAUAGUUUAUGUUAGGAGCAGCACCUCAAGCACUUAUUUCUUGUUAAAAUUGCCUUUCAAUUACUUGUUUGAUUAUCUCGCUGUUUGUAUGGAGCCGACUGCUGUAGAAGCUAUCAACGAAGUCUUCAAUGUCACUUUUGUGGACACCAAAGAAAGUGGAAGUCUUCUAUUGAAAAAUUCAGUGUUAAAUAACAGAGAACAUACAGAUAAGCAUCCAACCACUCAAAUCAGUUGUACCAAAGAAGAGUUGGUCAAGUUUGUCGUGAAAAAAACAGACAGAAAAACAUUUGAAAAGGAAAUAAAUGUUAAAAUUGAAGGAAACAAAGAAAAUUUCUUCUGUUUCAUUGAAUCAACGCAUGUGCCUUCCCCAACAUUCCCUAUCAUUGAACCGUAA
Molecule: messenger RNA, 1878 nt
Organism: Entamoeba invadens IP1
Lineage: Eukaryota; Evosea; Mastigamoebida; Endamoebidae
Exons: 1
Coding region: 1-1878 (625 amino acids)
Biological process (GO): dodecyl sulfate metabolic process
Molecular function (GO): protein dimerization activity; linear primary-alkylsulfatase activity
Source: RefSeq, a predicted model, not a curated record